Pomacea canaliculata is the source of this 2621-nucleotide messenger RNA. RefSeq lists its product as uncharacterized. Bases 230 to 718 code for a protein of 162 amino acids. The transcript has a single exon. The record is from RefSeq and is a predicted model, not a curated record. Lineage: Eukaryota; Metazoa; Mollusca; Gastropoda; Architaenioglossa; Ampullariidae.
AUAAAUCGCAGGAGAUGGGCGUCAGCCGGUAGAUGAUGGUCUUGUUCUUGUGUCACGAUAUCCCUUGUCCCGGCGUCAAACCUGACAGUUGUUAGAUCGCGAGCAGACGACAAGUAUCGCACCUUCAAACGUCACCACGCGUGAAGCUGGUGCCGCCCUCCCCUGCCUUCUACUACAACUCUUCUCAACUUUUACACCAUCCUUCCAGACUAUUCGCUGGCCAGCAAAAAUGGCGUUCAAUCUCACCUACCACAACAUUCUGAACAACAACAUCCGGCAUGUCUACUACGGCAAGCCUCUUAAUCUACACUACCGACAGUCCAGCGAGUAUCCCAACAUGGAUCAGCUUCGCAAACGGCGCGAGGAUCAGCUGCUGAAGAACUACGUCCUGCGCAUGUCGGAGUUCUGGUCGGACUACCAUUGCCUCAUCCCACGCGCUUCCGCUUUCCGGGUCCUGUCGCGCCACCUGGUAGACGACAUCGUCAAGCGCUUGUAUGAGCCGCCGCCCACGAACACCUCCAGAAGCAUCGAGGCGAGGAAGAGCCGAGAGAAGGGGUCAGAGGUCAAAAGGAAGACCCUGUCGAGGGAGCAGAGGGACGAGGUCUUCAAGCGGGUAUUGAGGCCUACGGCUAUCAGCACGAUACGAGAGCAUCCGCCACAACGUCUGGUGGCAAUGGGGCUGAACUUCGAGUAUGUGAAGGAUGACACCGACGUCUGAUGACAAGGGAAGCAUUGACUGCUGACCUCUCAGUCAGUGAUGUCAAAAUAGUUGCCUUAUCCCCCUCCACCUGCUUAAUUGUGAGAUCGUUCAGUGGCCAGCAGUUUCCCUCUGUCAAUUAACUGAUGUGUUUAAAUAUAUAUUAAUGCUGUUUUUAUGUUCUAGCUUUGUUGCUUGCAUUUUAAUAAAUCUUUAAGAAGUUUUGGGGUAGGACUGUAAUGGAAUCUUCUGCAUAUGGCAUUAAAGUGAUGAAUGGAAAUUUUAGACACCGAUGCACGAUCUCAAGUUAUUCAUAUAUAUAUAUAUAUCUCCACUGUAUGAAAUAAGGUGCUCAGGCAGAUCUCAUCUUUGCCAUUAACAUCACAGUAGAAAUCUGUAUAUAGACCUCCGAUCAGUGAACUAAACGAACAAGCCCACGAAGUUGUAAAUGGUGUUUUCUCAAAAUCACAAUCUUACAGUGUGUGUGUCUUGCCUGUGAUUGCACGCUCGUUUAUGCACAACCCUGUGAACACUUAGUGGAUCUCACUGCAAUUUUUGUGGACAUUCAAAAACCCUAUGCUGAAAACAAAAGCACAAAAAAAAUAAGGGGAAUGCACCUCUUCUGCUACUCUUUACUUUAACGAUAUUUCAUUCUGCAUAUAAAUAUUCGAACAGCAAUAACUGAUCCAACAAGUCGUGUUUUCUUGACUGUGUCAAUAUGGUAAAUACUUAAUGUGCUGAGCUGGCACACGUAGUUACUGGCACAGACUUACAGUUCACAUAACAUUCUGUUUGUAUGCUUUUUUUACACAUGUAAUGAGAAAAUGAGCCAAAGAAAAUUUGGUAUAUUUCUCUUCAAAUUUAAAUUACAUUAACUCCUGCAUCCUUGUUGCCCCUCUGUCGAUUGCUGCUUCCAAUAAUUCCACCAACCCCAAACUUCCUGCUAUAGUCUUAAUAGAAGACAUGUCAGCUUAAAAAAGCAUGGUUGCUUCAAACAGGCACACAUCAUCUUCAUCACCAACGAUUGCACUUCAGAAUAAGUAUUUAUUGAAAAAUACAUUUUUGGAAGUUAAUAAACAGUGUCUAUGAAGCUCAAACAGUGUCUAACAUCAUCAUCACCAUGAAAAAGGAAUGUAUCUAAGUGGAAACAUAUGUACAUCGAAGGUGUAAAGUCCAACAGUUCAGAAUGUUGUAUGCAAAGCAUUCAAAUGUAAAUACAUAUAGUAUUAAAACAACGUUUGUUAAGUUGUUGUGAACAUCUGCUACUUAAAGAUCCAGAUUGCUGACCAUGUUUUGUGAGCAAAAAUUUGGUGUUUCCAAUUGCAAGUUAAAUAACUUUCAACACACUGAAGUAUUCCAAAAUGAUAAAAUUAUGAAUGACACAAAUGUAUGUUUUUACUGCAGCAAAUAUCUUCCUCCACACAACCAUGUUUAAGAUUUAACCCUCUGUUUGAAGAGAAAAUUCACUAACAUGCAUGCUCAAAUAUACAAAAAAUGUCUGAAUUUCACUCAAAAGUCUUCUAAUUAAAGUGCACUUAUAUUUGAACACAUUAACUUUUUCAAGGCAUGGAAAUGUCCAAAAGCAAACUGUUAAUGCUUAUAUGGAUGUUUGUACAAGCAGUAUGGGUGAGGUGUACAUGCACUGACUCUCUUCUGGGUCAGGCUUAAAACACUGAUUUCCCUGUCAAAAAAGAAAAAAACCCCAAGCCUAGUUCCUGUGAGUUGCUAUUGUUGAAUAGAACACAAAAUCAUGGAUUUCGCUUGUAAUAAAAACUUUCAGUUGGUAAUACUGGAUCAGCUGACAAAUUAUUUGAAUGCACCAAAACAUCUAAAUGUCAUAGACUUUUGGUUGAAUAAAUGGAAAACUAGAUCACAUUUGUCAGACUGCUAAUACUUUGCAUACCUGACAAAACAUCUAGCUACA